Messenger RNA from Lachnellula hyalina, 2364 nucleotides. It is a transcript of the gene cef1, whose product is annotated as Pre-mRNA-splicing factor. Gene Ontology annotation, biological process: mRNA splicing, via spliceosome. The coding region runs from base 1 to 2364 and encodes 787 amino acids. NCBI's taxonomy places the organism in Eukaryota, Fungi, Ascomycota, Leotiomycetes, Helotiales, Lachnaceae. The transcript has a single exon. The record is from RefSeq and is a predicted model, not a curated record. Gene Ontology annotation, cellular component: Prp19 complex; spliceosomal complex.
AUGCCUGUCGUCAAAGGAGGUGUGUGGACAAAUAUUGAGGAUGAGAUCCUAAAGGCCUCGGUCUCAAAAUAUGGUCUAAACCAGUGGGCACGCGUAUCAUCUCUUCUCGCGCGAAAAACACCAAAGCAAUGCAAGGCGCGAUGGAGUGAAUGGCUCGACCCUGGUAUUCGAAAGAUCGAAUGGAGCAAGGAAGAGGACGAGAAGCUACUACAUCUCGCAAAGUUGAUGCCCACGCAAUGGCGCACUAUCGCCCCGCUCGUUGGUAGGACUGCUACCCAGUGCUUAGAACGAUACCAGAAGCUGCUUGACGAAGCCGAGCAGAAGGAAGCGGGAGAUCUGGGCUUGGGGGGGCCGGAUGGUGGGGAAACAAAGGCCCCGAGUGCGGAUGAUGUGCGACGGUUACGACCUGGAGAGGUUGACCCAGAUCCGGAAUCGAAACCUGCGCGUCCUGAUACAAUCGACCUGGAUGAGGACGAGAAGGAGAUGCUGAGUGAGGCUCGUGCUCGUUUAGCAAAUACACAGGGAAAGAAGGCGAAGCGGAAGGCUCGUGAGCGUCAGCUUGAGGAGUCUAGAAGAUUGGCUGUUCUGCAGAAGCGCCGUGAGCUUAAGAAUGCCGGUAUUAACAUCAAGGUGGUCAACCGGAAGAAGGGCCAGAUGGACUACAAUGCCGAUAUUCCUUUUGAGAAGGGCGCCGCCCCAGGUUUCUACGAUACGGAGGAGGAAGCAGGUCUUAACGAAAGGGAGCGCGAGGCAUUUGAUCCUCGGAAGCAACAACUUGCGAACAAGCGAAAAGGAGACCAUGACGAAGACCCAGAUCGAAAGAAGAGAAAGGGGGAGAAGGAGGCUCCGUCAGCGUCUUACACUGCAGCUAUCAAAGCGGGCCAGAUGCAGAAGAUUCGGGAGGCUGAGCAGAGCAGCAAGAGGAGAGCUCUGGUUCUGCCAACACCACAAGUCGGGGAGAGCGAAUUGGAAGAAAUCGUCAAGAUGGGAAUGAUUGGGGAAAGAGCCAACAUCAUGGCAAGAUCCAGCGAGAAUGAUGCGACGAGGGGUCUUGUCAACACAUACUCAACUAUCAACAGUGGCGCACCUAUUCGAACACCGAAAGCCCCAGCGCAGGAAGAUCAUAUCGCGAACGAAAUCCGGAAUAUCAGGGCUCUCACAGAGACCCAAUCAUCACUUUUGGGGGGUGAAAAUACCCCUUUACACGAGGGAGUUGGCAGCACGGGUUUUGAUAGUGUAACACCAAGAAAGCAUCAGAUGGAAACUCCUAAUCCUAUGGCAACUCCUUUCCGACAAACUAAUGGAGUGGGUGCUACCCCAAUGGGCCCUCCAGCGUUACCAGGUGCAACCCCAAUGCGCACGCCACGUGAUAGCUUUGCAUUGAACGCAAAUGGAGAGAUGCAGCUUGUUGGCAGUACACCUAGAGACGUCAAAUUGGCAGAAAUGGCAAUGAAACACAGAGUCAAGCAGGGUCUUGCCUCACUACCAAAACCGAAGGAAACGGAGUGGGAUUUGGAGCUACCAGAAGAACAACAAGAAUCUAUGGCUGUGGAAGAACUUUCAGAAGAGGAUGCUGAGAUUCGAGACCGGAGGAACCGUCAAAUCCGAGAAGCGCAAGAAAAGAUUGAGUUCAAUAGGAGAACUCAAGUCAUGCAAAAGGGUCUCCCACGAGCUUCGGCUGUCGAUAUUGAUGCCAUUAUCAAAAGUGCAUCAGAUAUAGCAGAUCCGGUACUCGGAGCCAUUGAGCGAGAAGCAGCACUCCUAGUAGCCAACGACGCCCACAGAUAUCCCAUCCCAGGCGCAAAAGUCCGAGGCACGCCCAAAACCCUCGACUCCUUCGAUGAUGAUGUCCUCGCCCAAGCCCGCCUGCAAAUCACCAAAGAAGUACCCCAAGAACUGGCCGAACAAGGCUCUGAUAUCUUCAGAGCAGCCUGGGCCCAGGCCCAAUCUUCAUCUCUCCUGCCAGGCCUCAGUGGCUACGACGACGACGAAACCGACGAGCAGCAAAUACUCAGCGAAGCUUUCGAAGACAUACAAAGCUCCAUCACUGAAACUGCAACCGCGGGUAAUAAAGCCGAGAAGAAACUAGCUUUGCACUUGGGCGGAUACCAGCAGAGAGCGAAAGUACUACGAGGCAAGAUCGUAGAGGCUGCAGAUGCUCUGAGUAAGGCUACGUAUAGCUUAGACAGCUUCAGAACGCUGCAGAUUAGCGAGGAAGCUGCGAUCAAGCGGCGUUUGGAAGGCCUGAGGGAAGAGGUUGGGUUUGUGAGUAAGAGGGAGAGAGAGGCGCAGGAUCUGUAUCGGGCGAGGAGGGAGGAGCUGACUAGUUUGAUGAACGUUAAUGGUGCUAAUGGGUAUCAUUGA